UUACAUUACUUUUCAUCUUCAAGAAGUGAAAAUUAUUGUGUUAAUAAUAUCAUAAUUAACAUUUCAUUUUAUGAAACAUUUAAAUCUUAUUGUAUUAAGCAGAAUGAUGUGACAAAUAUGGAUUUUCAUAGCUGUAAUUGCAAAAAUAUUACUAUUACAGAAGGAAUAUUUGGAGAAAUAUGGAAUGAAAACAAAGAGGAUCAAGUAUUUAUUGAUUCUGUACCAAAACCAGUAAAAUCUUAUACCAUGGCAAAUUCCAAUCGCAUGGAAGUUAUUCUUAUCACUUGGGGUGCUACAAUUGUAUCUUUAAAAUGUCCAGACAAAUAUGGGUACUCUUCUGAUAUUGUUCUCGGUUUUGAUGAUCUACAAGCAUAUAUAAAUCCAAUAACAAAUCCAUUUAUUGGUUGUAUAUUAGGCAGAUGUGCAAAUCGUAUUAAAGAUGGACAGAUUACUAUUAGAGGCAAAGAUUAUGAAUUAACAAAAAACGAUUUUAAUAAGAAACAUCAUUUGCAUGGAGGAACAAAUGGAUUUGGCCGUAAAGUAUGGGAUUCAUACAUUGCUGGAUGCUCAGUUGUUAUGAGUUACUUAAGUCCAGAUGGGGAAGAAGGCUAUCCAGGUGCAGUGUUAACUACAAUAAGAUUUAAAUUAACUUCAGACAAUAAAUUAAAUAUUUGUAUGAGAGCAACAACUUCUAAACCAACAAUAGUGAACUUAUCACAUGGUUCUAUGUUCAAUUUAGCUGGACAUGAUGCUGGAGAAACAGAACUAAAAAAUCAUAAAGUAUUAUUAAACUGUGAUCGUUGGACAUUUGCAGACUAUACCGACCCAGUUCCUACAGGUGCUAUACGUGGUGUAGCUGGAACAGUUAUGGACUUUCGAAUACCGAGAGUUUUAGGAGAUUAUAUGGAAAAAGUACCUCCUGGUGAAGGCUAUGACCACAAUCUUUGUGUUACAAAAAAUGAACAAUCUGGCAGUUUAUUUGUUGCUAAAGUUUGGCAUGUAAAAAGUGGACGUGUCUUAGAAGUAUAUUCAGAUCAACGUGGAUUACAGUUUUAUACUGGAGGACACUUACCACCUCAAAUUAUUUCAGAAUAUUCGGAGAACUAUGAUUUGUUAGAAGAUAGCAAUGAAAAUGAAUAUGUUGAAAGUUAUAAAAGUGAUGAAGAUGAUGAAGAAGAAUCAAAAAGACAAUAUAAAAAAAUAAUAGCAAUACCAAAAAAGUUGGAAUUUCUUUUAGGAAAACGAGGAAGUCAAUAUAAAAAGUUCUGUGCUUUUAGCAUUCAACCACAAAAUUACCCUAAUGCGAUACAUCAUUCACAUUUUCCAUGUUCUAUACUGUACCCUGGUCAAAUUUAUUGUCAUGACUUAACAUACAAAUUUGAAGUAUGUCUUAGAAAUUAUAUGUAACAUGUCUUCAAUUUUGUAUGCAUGCUUAUCUGUUAAAUUGUUAUCGAU
This is a messenger RNA of Osmia lignaria (orchard mason bee), 1455 nucleotides long. Its product is annotated as galactose mutarotase. Gene Ontology annotation, molecular function: aldose 1-epimerase activity; carbohydrate binding. Gene Ontology annotation, biological process: beta-D-galactose catabolic process via UDP-galactose, Leloir pathway; glucose metabolic process. Lineage: Eukaryota; Metazoa; Arthropoda; Insecta; Hymenoptera; Megachilidae. The record is from RefSeq and is a predicted model, not a curated record.